Messenger RNA from Penicillium brevicompactum, 1800 nucleotides. Its product is annotated as Zn(II)2Cys6 transcription factor. The record is from RefSeq and is a predicted model, not a curated record. Gene Ontology annotation, biological process: positive regulation of transcription by RNA polymerase II. Lineage: Eukaryota; Fungi; Ascomycota; Eurotiomycetes; Eurotiales; Aspergillaceae. Bases 1 to 1800 code for a protein of 599 amino acids. Gene Ontology annotation, cellular component: nucleus. The transcript has 3 exons. Gene Ontology annotation, molecular function: DNA-binding transcription factor activity, RNA polymerase II-specific; zinc ion binding; transcription cis-regulatory region binding.
AUGUGGUCAAUGCAUCCCUCAUUCCUCACGGACUUGAAUGAUUCAGGAUUUCGGGAAGAGAUUAGCGAGGUCCCCCCUCUAUCGGAGAUCAGCGGUUCCCUCGUCCGUGCCAGCACCCCCAGCACCAGCACCGGCGCCAGCCCGGACGAUACCUCAUCGGAUUCUCUUGGCUGGUAUGCGACACAGUCCCCACCGGGCUACCUGGAUGCCCAGAUCAAGGCAUACCAGCGAUCGCAUACCUUUGACGCCAACGUGCAAGCGCAGUUAGACGACGUCAUGGAAAUACCCAAGGUGGAGGAGACGGAGGAGGAUUUGGUGAAUAUCAGACCGGAUGUCGGCGAAACGGGCACUCCCGCCGCCGUUCCACGGAAACGUGGUCGUCCGCGCAAACAUCCACUGCCUGUGCCUGGCAACCAGGCCAAAGUGACCAAGGGUCGCUCGAAGACCGGCUGUAUAACCUGUCGUCGCAGGAAGAAGAAGUGUGACGAGACAAAACCGGCAUGUCUCAACUGCCAGAAGAAUGCGGUGGUCUGUGAAGGCUACCCGCCCAAGGAAAUCUGGAAAAGCGGCCGCCAGAAAAUGGCUGUCGCUCAAUCCCAGUCCCUUGCAUCCGUGCCGCGCAGCCUGCCCCUCCUUAUCGACGGCAUCGAGACAGAAGUCGACCGACGUUUUCUGGACCAUUUCGUCUACGGUUUCAGUCGGGUACUGACACUCAUCAACGAUGACUCGAAUCCCUUUAAAGAGAUUCUGCUGCCCAUGGCCACCCAGCACCGGGGGCUGAUGCACUCGCUCAUGUGUCUGUCCGGGUCGCACCUGUCCGGUCUGGAUCCCGAGCCGAAGCUGAAGGAGCGCAAAUACUUUCACUUCCACCACGCCAUUCAAGAUUUAAAGGACAACAUCAAUGCUUCCUCGUCAAGGAAAAGUCCCGAAGGCGAAGAUGAACCUCUGCUGGUGGAGGACCCCAUCAUCGCAUCCACCAUCGCCCUCAGCCUCAACACCAUCUGUGAAGGCGAGGUGAAGGGCGAGUACCGGCCGCACAUGGAUGCCGCCCGGUAUCUUUUACUUUCUCAAAAACCCCGGAACGAGAAGUUCCGCCAGUUCAUCGUCGAAUUCUUCCAGUACCACGACAUCUCAAAUUCCCUCACCUCACUCGACCGCCGCCCCAACCUCUUCCCUGCCGAUCAACACCUCCCCAACUUUGUCCCGGGCGCGGCUGGACCGUCUCCGGGCAUGUUUGUCGGAGUUUUCGACGGGCUCUUCCGCUAUAUCUCGGAGAUCACCAUACUGCGCGACCGCAUCCGUGAGCGCUACAACGAAAACUACGAACCGGCAGUUGAUUAUCAAACCCUGAGCGAAGCAGUCGCCAUCGACACCGCCAUCCGCAAAUGGGAAACCUCCCACGAACCCGAGACCUCAAACUGGUGUCUCGCCCAGCUGUAUCGACAGUCGACCUGGGUGUACUUGUACCGGACGAUCCGGCCCUCGCGACCGAGCGAGAAGAUCGCCCAGGUCGUCGACGACGGUCUCGAUUAUUUGGAGCAGCUGCCGCAGGACGCUAGUGCUUAUAGUAUUGUCCUGAUGCCCCUGUUCCUGCUGGGCUGUUCGGCCUUCCUUUCCGAGCAGCGCGAGCGCAUCAAGCAUGGGUUUGAAACCCUCAGAUCGUACUCCAACCUGCGAAAUAUCGAGCCUGCCUUGAAGGUCGUCACCCGCGUGUGGGAGAUUAUGGAUACCCAGAUCGAGCAAAGCUGGGACUGGGAGAAGAUCAUUCGCACUAUGGACAUGGAUUUCUUGAUUACUUGA